Molecule: messenger RNA, 771 nt
Organism: Entamoeba invadens IP1
Lineage: Eukaryota; Evosea; Mastigamoebida; Endamoebidae
Exons: 1
Coding region: 1-771 (256 amino acids)
Source: RefSeq, a predicted model, not a curated record
AUGGAAUACGCCAGAGGCACAUUGACGAUCAUGAGCGCGUUUACUCAAAGGUCUUUGAAACUGACUGUUCUUGGGAAUGGGAUGAUUUCUUAUGAAUAUGACGAGAGUGACGCCUCCGCGAACUUGGACACUUACUCAAACUCCAGAGAGAUCAAAAAAGAGGAGAAGUCGAUAUCCCCUUUGAGUGAGAAGAAGAAGUCCAAAGAUGCGAACGAGCGAUAUAUCUUUGGGUUUCGAGUCUCGAGAAAUUAUCAAGCAGAACAACAAGCUAUACUCUUAGCUUUAAUUAACAAAACAUAUAGUAUAACAGUUGAACACCCACUGAAGAAAAGUAAGCUCACUAUCCCCUUUCUGAAGAUCAUUCAAUUCACUUCCGAUGAUAGUCAGCCAGUUUACUUUAAUAACAUCGUAGAGCAACAAAUUAAAGUGCUGCAAAACGAAGACUUGAAGAAUGGAGUGACUCAAAAGACGGUGAAUCGACGGAAGGACGUACAUAGGAUAACAGAAGUGAUCAGACUCUUAAUCAGUUUUGCACGAGACAUGGGCUUUGAUAUUAAAACAAAAAAGACUUCCGGGUCGAAGGGGAGCGUGAAAGAGUCGAUCAAAGAAAUCCACUUUAAUAACGUCGUGUUGACAAAACAGACCAUUUCAGAGAUUGGGAGGAACAUCAGCAAUGAGAUGGAAAAAAAGAUGGCAAACGCCAAUACCGAUUUGCCUUUUUGCUUUGGGAAGCAAGACAAAGAAAUUGCUCAACUUUUUAAAAUUUUGUAA